Molecule: messenger RNA, 930 nt
Organism: Psammomys obesus (fat sand rat)
Lineage: Eukaryota; Metazoa; Chordata; Mammalia; Rodentia; Muridae
Product: taste receptor type 2 member 114-like
Exons: 1
Coding region: 1-930 (309 amino acids)
Biological process (GO): detection of chemical stimulus involved in sensory perception of bitter taste; G protein-coupled receptor signaling pathway; sensory perception of taste
Cellular component (GO): membrane
Molecular function (GO): G protein-coupled receptor activity
Source: RefSeq, a predicted model, not a curated record
AUGCUGGGUGCUGUGGAAGGCAUCCUCCUUACCAUUGCAACUAGUGAGGCUGUACUGGGCAUUUUAGGAAACACGUUCAUUGCAUUUGUGGGCUUCAUGGACUACACCCAGAACAAGAAGCUCUCUAAGGUUGCCUUUAUUCUCACCGGCUUGGCGAUCUCCAGAAUUUGCCUUGUGUGGAUGUUAAUCACAGAAGCGUACGUUAAGAUCCUCUCUCCACAGUUGCUGUCUCCCGCCGACGUCAUUGAACACAUCAGUUAUGCAUGGAUAGUUAUCAGUCAAUUGAACGUGUGGUUUGCCACCAACCUCAGUAUUUUCUAUUUCCUGAAGAUAGUAAAUUUUCCCCACUAUGUACUCUUCUGGUUAAAACGAAGAGUUAAUAUAGUUUUUCUCUUCCUAGUUGGGUGCUUGCUCUUGUCAUUGUUGUUUUCUUUCUCAGUGGUUAGGAAGAUGACUAAAGAUAGUAAAAUGCUGUAUAUGAACACAUCCUGGCAGUUCCACUUGACGAAAAGAGAGUUAGUCAAUAACUAUGUUUUCACCAAUAUGGGAGUAUUUUCAUUCUUUGUGAUAAUGUUAACUGUAUGUCUUUUGUUAAUCAUGUCACUUUGGAGACACAACAGGCAGAUGCAGUUGAAUGGAUCAGGAUUCAGAGAUCUCAACAACAAAGUUCAUGUGAAAGCAAUAAAAGUUUUGCUGUCUUUUAUUAUCCUUUUCAUAUUGCAUUUCAUGGGUAUUGCCAUCAGUGCAGUAUGUCUGUUAAUCCCAGAAUGCAACCUGUUAUUCAUGUUUGGUUUGACAAUUACAUUCAUCUAUCCAUGCUGUCACUCAUUUAUCCUAAUUUUAGCCAACAGUAGACUGAAACAAGUUUCUGUAAAGAUAUUGAAACAAUUAAAGUGCUCUGAAAAAAGAAACUGUCUCAGAGCCACAUGA